Seriola dumerili (greater amberjack) is the source of this 14952-nucleotide messenger RNA. Its product is annotated as ryanodine receptor 1-like. The transcript is spliced from 106 exons. Gene Ontology annotation, biological process: calcium ion transmembrane transport; intracellular calcium ion homeostasis. Bases 1 to 14952 code for a protein of 4983 amino acids. Gene Ontology annotation, molecular function: protein binding; ryanodine-sensitive calcium-release channel activity. The record is from RefSeq and is a predicted model, not a curated record. Lineage: Eukaryota; Metazoa; Chordata; Actinopteri; Carangiformes; Carangidae. Gene Ontology annotation, cellular component: smooth endoplasmic reticulum; Z disc; sarcoplasmic reticulum membrane.
AUGGCGGAAGGAGCGGAUGGAGAGGAAGAGAUUCAGUUCCUGCGUACGGAUGAUCAAGUGGUGCUGCAGUGCACUGCAUCUAUUCUGAAGGAACAGAUCAAGCUGUGUCUGUCGUGUGAAGGGUUUGGGAAUCGUCUGUGUUUCCUUGAGACCACCUCGAACGCUCAGAAUGUCCCUCCAGACCUUGCCAUCUGCUGCUUCAUUUUGGAGCAGUCCCUGUCUGUGCGGGCGUUACAGGAGAUGCUGUCCAACUCGUCUGUGGAUGAGUCAUCACAAGGGGGUGGUCACCGAACCCUACUCUACGGACAUGCCAUCCUCCUGAAACACACUCACUCCAGCAUGUACUUGAGCUGUUUGACUACUUCGCGCUCACUGACAGACAAAUUGGCUUUUGAUGUGGGCUUGCAGGAGGACUCCACAGGAGAGGCCUGCUGGUGGACCAUCCAUCCAGCCUCUAAACAAAGGUCUGAAGGAGAGAAGGUCAGGGUGGGAGAUGACCUCAUUCUUGUCAGUGUUUCUUCAGAGCGAUACCUGCAUCUGUCCUAUGCCAGUGGUGACUUGAUGGUAGAUGCUUCUUUCAUGCAAACACUGUGGACCAUGACCCCUGUGAUGUCUGGAUGUGAGCUAGCUGAAGGUUUCCUGACUGGAGGAUAUGUGCUCAGGCUGUUCCAUGGUCACAUGGACGAGUGCUUGGCAAUCCCAGGAGCUGACCAAGGGGACGACCAGCGCAGAGUUGCUCAUUAUGAAGGAGGGGCUGUAUGCAGUCACGCCCGAUCCUUAUGGAGACUUGAGCCACUACGUAUCGGUUGGAGCGGAGGUCAUAUUAAAUGGGGCCAGUCUUUCCGGAUACGUCACAUAACAACAGGCAGGUACCUUUGUCUGGAUGAAGAGAAAGGACUGCUGUUGGUUGACCCAGAGAAGGCGGUUUCCAAGAUGUCAGCCUUCUGCUUCAGAAUUUCAAAGGAAAAAAUUGAAGUGACCCAGAAGCGAGAUGUGGAAGGCAUGGGCACGCCUGAGAUUAAGUAUGGAGAGUCCAUGUGCUUCGUACAGCAUGUGUCAUCAGGCCUCUGGCUCACAUAUGCUGCUGUUGAUGCUAAAUCUGCCCGUCUGGGUCCUCUGAAGAGGAAGGCCAUACUCCAUAAAGAAGGUCACAUGGAUGAUGCACUCACAGUGGCUAGAUCUCAGACCGAAGAGUCCCAAGCUGCCAGAAUGAUUUUCAGCACAACAGGCCUCUUCAACCAGUUCAUCAAAGGUCUAGAUGCACUGAGUGGGAAAAACAAAUCUGCCAAUCCCCCAUCUCUGCCCAUGGACACAGUGGUGCUCUCCCUGCAGGAUCUCAUUUUCUACUUCCGACCCCCUGAGGAGGAGCUGGAGCACGAGGACAAACAGUUCAAGCUUCGCUCCCUUAAGAACAGACAGAACCUAUUCCAGGAAGAGGGAAUGAUUACUCAUGUUCUGGACUGUGUCGAUCGGCUCAAUGUCUACAACACGGCAGCCCACUUCUCAGAGUAUGCUGGGGAGGAAGCCGCAGAGUCAUGGAAGGAGAUAGUAAAUUUACUGUAUGAAUUGCUAGCUUCUUUGAUCAGAGGCAAUCGUGCUAACUGUGCCCUGUUUUGUGAUAACCUUGACUGGCUGGUCAGUAAAUUGGAUCGUUUGGAGGCAUCUUCAGGGAUCCUGGAGGUGUUGUACUGUGUACUGAUUGAGAGUCCAGAGGUGCUGAAUAUUAUCCAGGAGAAUCACAUCAAAUCAAUCAUCUCGCUGCUGGAUAAGCACGGACGCAAUCAUAAGGUGCUUGAUGUGCUCUGUUCUCUGUGUGUGUGUAACGGGGUGGCUGUAAGGUCAAAUCAGAAUCUCAUCACAGAGAAUCUACUUCCAGGUCGUGACCUCCUACUUCAAACCAACAUUAUCAAUUAUGUAACCAGCAUGAGACCCAACAUUUUCCUUGGAACGUGUGAAGGAUCCACUCAGUAUAAGAAGUGGUAUUUUGAGGUCAUGGUGGACCACGUGGAGCCAUUCCUUUCAGCUCAGCCAUAUCACCUGCGUGUGGGUUGGGCUCUGACAGAGGGCUACAGUCCUUACCCCGGUGGAGGGGAAGGCUGGGGGGGCAACGGGGUCGGGGAUGACCUCUACUCCUACGGUUUUGACGGGCUUCACCUCUGGUCAGGACGCGUUCCACGACAUGUGGCCACACCCAGUCAGCACAUCCUGGCAGCAGAGGACGUGGUCAGCUGCUGUUUGGAUCUGAGCGUGCCCAGUAUUUCCUUCCGUAUCAAUGGACAUCCUGUUCGGGGAAUGUUUGAGAACUUCAACCUGGAUGGCCUGUUCUUCCCCGUUGUCAGCUUCUCUGCAGGCAUUAAGUUGCGAUUUCUUCUCGGAGGGCGUCAUGGGGAUUUCAAGUUCCUCCCACCUCCAGGCUAUGCUCCUUGCUAUGAAGCAGUGCUGCCCAGGGACCGUUUGCGGAUUGAGCCCAUCAAGGAGUAUAAGCAUGAUUUCGAUGGCAUCCGCAACCUGUUGGGUCCAACUCAGUCCCUCUCACAUACAGCCUUCACUCCUUGCCCUGUGGACACUAUACAGAUUGUACUUCCUCCUCACUUGGAGCGCAUUCGAGAGAAGCUUGCAGAAAAUAGCCACGAGUUAUGGGCUGUUACUCGCAUUGAACAAGGAUGGACAUAUGGGCCAUUUCGUGAUGACAACAAGAAGCUGCACCCCUGCCUGGUAGAUUUCCAGAGUCUGCCUGAACCAGAGAAGAACUACAAUUUAGCCAUGUCAGGAGAGACACUCAAGACUCUGCUGGCACUAGGCUGUCAUGUAGGAAUGGGAGAUGAGAAAGCAGAGGAGAAUCUGAAAAGGACCAAGCUCCCAAAAACUUACAUACAGAGUAAUGGAUAUAAACCAGCCCCUCUGGACCUCAACCACGUCAAGCUGACUCCUAAUCAAAACACUCUUGUGGAGAGACUGGCAGAAAACGGACACAAUGUGUGGGCAAGAGACAGAGUUCGCCAGGGCUGGACAUACAGUAUUGUGCAGGAUAUAAUGAACAAGCGCAAUCCCCGUCUGGUUCCUUACAACCUACUGGAUGAAAAGACUAAAAAGACCAAUAGAGACACAGUUUGUGCAGCUGUUCGCACUCUCAUUGGAUAUGGGUACAACAUAGAACCACCCGACCAGGAGAGCGGGCAUGGACCAGGCAGCGGCCGUGGAGAUAAGAUCAGAGUGUUCAGAGCAGAGAAAUCUUAUGCUAUCACACAGGGGAAGUGGUACUUUGAGUUUGAGGCUGUGACAGUCGGGGAGAUGAGAGUGGGCUGGGCCAGGCCCAGUGUUCGCGCAGACACUGAACUUGGUGCAGAUGAGUUGGCAUACGUCUUCAAUGGUUUCAAGGCCCAACGUUGGCAUGUGGGAAAUGAGCCAUUUGGUCGUCAGUGGCAAUCUGGUGAUGUGGUGGGUUGCAUGAUCGACCUCACAGAGAUGAACAUCAUGUUUACACUCAAUGGAGAAAUGUUGAUCAGUGACUCAGGCUCAGAGAUGGCCUUUAAGGAUAUCGAGAUAGGAGAGGGCUUCAUACCUGUGUGCAGUCUGGGCCUGUCCCAGGUUGGAAGGAUCAACUUGGGUCAGAACGUCAGUAGUCUUAGUUACUUUACCAUCUGUGGCCUGCAGGAGGGAUUUGAACCCUUUGCUAUCAACAUGAAAAGAGACAUUACCAUGUGGUUCAGCAAGAGCCUUCCCCAGUACAUCAUUGUGCCUACUGAGCAUCCUCACAUUGAGGUGUCCCGUGUUGAUGGGACAGUGGAGACUGCUCCUUGUCUCAAAGUUACGCACAAGACAUUCGGAUCUCAGAACGCCAACACAGAUCUGAUAUUCUUCAGACUCAGCAUGCCAGUUGAGUUUCAUGAGACCUUCAAAGUCCCAGCGGGGACCACCCUUCUUACUCGUGCCCUGACCAUCCCUGAGGAUGAGGUGGUAGAGGUGGACCCAGACUCUGACUUUGAAAUACUCAAGAAGUCAGCCAGUCGCAAAGAGCAGGAGGAGGAGAAGAAAGAACCCUCUGUGCCUAAAGAGAUCCCCGCCAUCAAAAAUGGAGAGAAUGAGAAGGACGCCUCUACUGAGAAAAGCAAGAAGAAAGGAUUCCUAUUCAAGGCUAAAAAGGCAGCAUUAAUCACACCACCACCUGUUGUUCCCACCAUGCCUCGCUUAGUGGAAGAUGUGGUGCCAGAUGACAGGGAUGACAUGGACAUCAUCCUCAACACCACUACAUACUAUUAUUCUGUGCGAGUGUUUGCGGGGCAGGAGCCCAGUGGCGUGUGGGUGGGCUGGAUCACACCUGACUAUCACCAGUAUGACCUUCACUUUGACAUCAGCAAAGUGAGAAAUGUAACAGUCACUGUAGGUGAUGAUAAAGGCAACAUUCAUGACAGUAUAAAACGCAGUAACUGCUACAUGGUAUGGGGAGGGGAGUUCAGCAGCUCCCAGCAGACCCGAGUCAGUCAGGAGGAUUUUGUGAUUGGCUGUCUUAUUGAUUUGGACACAGGACUCAUGACUUUCACUGCUAAUGGAAAAGAGAUAAACACUUUUUACCAGGUGGAGCCCAACACAAAACUGUUCCCAGCUGUCUUUGUCCUUCCUUCCAAUCAGAAUAUGAUUCAGUUCGAACUUGGCAAGCUCAAGAACAUUAUGCCGAUCUCUACCGCCAUGUUCCGGAGUGAACGCAAGAACCCUGUCCCCCAGUGUCCUCCAAGACUGGAUGUCCAAAUGUUAACCCCUGUCAUCUGGAGCCGCAUGCCCAACCACUUCCUGGCUCCAGAGACAGGGCGUGUUAGUGAGAGACUGGGCUGGAUGGUGCAGUGUCAGGAGCCACUUACCAUGAUGGCCCUCCACAUCCCAGAGGAGAACAGGUGUAUUGACAUCCUGGAGCUGUCUGAACGUAUGGACUUGCUGAAGUUCCACUAUCACACUCUGAAGCUGUAUGGUUCAGUGUGUGCCUUGGGAAACAACCGUGUGGCUCACGCUCUGUGCAGCCACGUAGAUGAAUCCCAGCUCUUCUACGCCAUCGAGAACACCUACCUACCUGGGCCAAUGAGGAGCGGCUUUUAUGAUCUGCUAAUCAGCAUGCACCUGGAGUCUGCCAAGAGAAACAGGCUGGGAACCAACAAGGAAUUUAUAGUCCCGAUGACUGAUGAAACACGGAGUAUCACUCUGUACUCAGACAAAUCUCAUGCUUUACCUGGUGUCGGCCUCACUACAUGUCUACGCCCCAAACUCCAUUUCUCUUCCACUGGGUUUGUGGGAACAGAUCCAGACAUCUACACACUGAGUCCAGUCAUCCCCUUACAGGUGCUAAAGACCACGGCCUUGAACAUGCUGAUUGAGGCUGUGCAAGAUGGAGGUCAAGCCAUGAGAGAUCCUGUGGGAGGCAGUGUUGAAUUUCAUUUUGUUCCAAUCCUGAAGCUCAUCAGUACUCUCCUCAUCAUGGGUGUGUUCGAUGAUGAAGAUGUCACACACAUCCUGAAGAUGAUUGAGCCCACAGUCUUCAAAGAGGAAUAUGAGGAUGAUGGCUUGGGUGAAGAGGAGGAGGAGGAGGAGGAAGAGGAAGAAAUGGAGGAGGAGGAAGAAUUAGAGGAGUCAGAAUCCAUUAUGCCACAAGAAGAGCCGGAAACAGAAAAAGAGAUGAAACCUGUAGAGACAGGUGAGGUGAAAGAAGAACAUCUAGACCAAGGACUUUUCCAGAUGAAGCUUCCAGAGUCUGUCAAACUGCAGAUGUGUACUCUGCUGCAGUAUUUCUGUGACUGUGAGCUACGUCACAGAGUGGAGGCCAUCACCGCCUUUUCAGACCAGUUCGUCAGCCGGAUACAGUCCAACCAGAGACAGCGCUACAAUGAACUUAUGCUAGCCUUCACCAUGACUGCUGCCGAGACUGCCCGCAAGACCCGUGAAUUUCGGUCCCCACCACAAGAGCAGGUCAACAUGCUCAUGAACUUUAAGAAUUGCUCUGAGGAUGAAGAGUGCCCUGUCCCCGAUGAGGUCCGCGAAUCCAUGCUGGCUUUUCACAAUGCUCUGCUGGCACACUGCGGUGUUCAUAUUGAAGAAGAAGAGCAAGAGGAAGAAGUGGAUAAUUCUCUCCGCGGACGACUGCUCCGUAUGUUGGAAAAGGUGAAGAAAUUCCGGGAGAAAAAGGUUGAGGUGGAACCUGAGCCGCAGGAAGAUAAAAAACCAAGCACGUUACAGGAGCUGAUUUCCCAUACUAUGAUCCAUUGGGCCCAGGAGUCAUUUAUCCAGAACCCUGAGCUGGUGCGCAUGAUGUUCAGCCUCCUUCACAGGCAGUAUGAUGGGCUGGGAGAGCUCAUGCGUGCCCUUCCCAAGGCCUACACCAUCAACGCAGUGUCAAUUCAGGACACCAUGGACCUGCUGGAGUGCUUGGGACAGAUCCGCUCCUUGCUUAUUGUCCAGAUGGGUCCAGAAGAAGAGAGGCUUAUGAUCCAAAGCAUCGGGAACAUCAUGAGUAACAAAGUUUUCUAUCAGCACCCCAACUUGAUGAGAGCUCUGGGCAUGCAUGAAACUGUCAUGGAGGUCAUGGUUAAUGUACUGGGCGGUGGGGACUCAAAGGAGAUCAGAUUCCCUCGAGUGGUGACCAACUGUUGCCGCUUUCUCUGCUAUUUCUGUCGCAUCAGUCGUCAAAAUCAGCGCUCUAUGUUUGACCACCUCAGCUACCUUCUCCAGAACAGUGGCAUCGGCCUUGGAAUGCGUGGCUCCACCCCCCUGGACGUGGCUGCAGCCUCUUGUAUCGACAACAACGAGCUUGCAUUGGCUCUCCAAGAGCAGGACCUAGAAAUGGUGGUGAAGUAUUUAGCUGGAUGUGGACUGCAGAGCUGUCCAAUGCUACUGUCUAAAGGAUACCCUGACAUCGGCUGGAAUCCUUGUGGUGGAGAGAAAUACCUUGACUUUCUUCGUUUUGCUGUAUUUGUCAACGGGGAGAGCGUAGAAGAGAAUGCCAAUGUGGUGGUACGUCUCCUCAUUCGCAGGCCUGAGUGCUUUGGUCCAGCCCUGAGAGGGGAGGGUGGCAAUGGUCUGCUGGCUGCAAUAGAGGAGGCUAUCAAAAUAUCAGAGGACCCUGCAAGGGAUGGCCCUAGUGUUAAGAAAGACAGACGCUUUCCCAUGUUUGGAGGAGAGGAGCAGCAUGAGGAGAACAGGGUGCACCUUGGAAAUGCUAUCAUGUCUUUCUAUUCUGCCCUUAUUGACUUGCUGGGACGCUGUGCUCCUGAGAUGCACUUGAUCCAGGCUGGUAAGGGAGAGGCUCUGAGGAUCAGGGCCAUUCUGCGGUCUCUGGUCCCUAUUGAGGAUCUGGUGGGAGUCAUCAGCCUUCCUGUUCAGAUACCUUCUUUUGGAAAAGACAACAGCAUCAUAGAGCCAAAGAUGUCAGCCAGUUUUGUGCCAGAUCACAAGGCUCCUAUGGUGCUGUUCCUGGACAGAGUGUAUGGUAUUGACAACCAGGAUUUCCUGCUCCAUGUGCUGGAAGUAGGCUUUCUGCCUGACAUGAGGGCUGCUGCCUCUCUGGACACGGUUAACUUCAGCACCACAGAGAUGGCCCUCGCUUUGAACCGCUACCUGUGUUCUGCUGUGUUGCCACUCAUCACCAAGUGUGCCCCACUCUUUGCUGGCAGUGACCACCGAGCCAUAAUGAUCGACUCCAUGUUGCACACAAUCUACCGGCUGUCUCGUGGACGAGCCUUCACGAAGGCCCAAAGAGACAUCAUUGAAGAGUGCCUCAUGGCUUUGUGCAAACAUCUACGUCCAUCCAUGCUUCAGCACCUGCUCAGACGGCUGGUGUUCGACGUACCCAUUCUCAAUGAGUAUGCCAAAAUGCCUUUGAAGCUUUUGACCAAUCAUUAUGAGCGUUGUUGGAAAUAUUAUUGCCUCCCCAAUGGUUGGGCCAACUUUGGAGUCGCAUCAGAAGAGGAGCUGCAUCUCACUCGAAAACUGUUUUGGGGGAUCUUUGAAUCACUUGCACACAAGAAAUUCGAUGCUGAGAUUUUCAAAAUUUCAAUGCCGUGCAUCUGCUCCAUUGCUGGAGCCAUUCCUCCCGACUAUGUAGAUGCCAGCUACUCCUCCAAAACAGAGAAAAAGGCAUCAGUGGAUGCAGAGGGAAACUUUGAUCCUAAACCAGUAGAGACCACAAACACUAUCAUCCCUGAGAGACUGGAUCCCUUUAUCAACAAAUAUGCUGAAUAUACACAUGAUAAAUGGGCCUUUGAAAAGAUUCAGAAUAACUGGUCAUAUGGUGAGGUGCUGGAUGAAAAUGCAAAAACUCAUCCGAUGCUGAGACCGUACAAGACCUUCUCAGAGAAGGACAAAGAGAUCUACCGUUGGCCGAUCAAAGAGUCAAUCAAAGCCAUGCUUGCAUGGGAGUGGAACCUAGAUAAAGCCAGAGAGGAAGAAGAGUCAGAGAAGAAGAAAGUGGCAGCACGAAAAAUCUCACAGACUGCUCAGGCAACCUAUGACCCAAGCCAUGGCUACAGUCCACAGCCCAUUGAUAUCUCACACAUGGCUCUUUCAAGAGACCUGCAGUCUAUGGCAGAACAACUGGCAGAAAAUUACCACAACACAUGGGGACGGAAGAAAAAGUUGGAGCUUCAGUCCAAAGGAGGUGGAACACAUCCUCUACUGGUGCCCUAUGAUACUCUGACAGCAAAAGAAAAGGCACGAGAUAGAGAGAAGGCUUAUGAGCUGCUCAAGUUCCUGCAGCUGAAUGGAUACGCUGUCACAAGGGGCCUGAAAGACAUGGAGUCUGACAUCUCUUCCAUUGAGAAGAGAUUUGCUUAUGGUUUCCUGCAGAAGCUGUUGAAAUGGAUGGAAAUUGCCCAGGAGUUCAUCGCUCAUCUUGAGGCUGUUGUGAGCAGUGGACGAGUGGAAAAGUCUCCUCAUGAACAGGAAAUCAAAUUCUUUGCCAAGAUCUUGAUGCCUCUAAUCAACCAGUAUUUCAAAAACCACUGCCUCUACUUCUUGUCAACACCUGCAAAAGUUCUGGGUAGUGGUGGCCAUUCUUCCAAUAAGGAGAAAGAGAUGAUUGCAAGUAUCUUCUGUAAAAUGUCCGCUCUGGUGAGACACAGAGUUUCUCUCUUUGGAACGGAUGCUUCAGCAAUUGUUAACUGUCUUCACAUUCUGGCACGGUCAUUGGAUGCAAGGACAGUGAUGAAGUCGGGGCCUGAGAUUGUGAAAGCAGGGCUGCGGUCGUUCUUUGAAAGCGCUGCUGAUGAUAUAGAGAAGAUGGUAGAGAACCUCAAACUAGGCAAAGUAUCCAAGGGCAAUCAGCAAGUUAAAGGCGUGUCCCAGAACAUUAACUACACUACCAUUGCCCUGCUCCCAGUGCUUACCUCCCUGUUUGAUCACAUCGCUCAGCACCAGUUUGGAGAUGACGUCAUGCUGGACGACCUGCAGAUGUCAUGUUAUCGCAUCAUGUGCAGCAUCUACUCCUUAGGGACUGUCAAGAAUCCACAUGUUGAGAGGCAGAGACCAGCUCUUGGAGAGUGUUUGGCUCACCUCGCAGCAGCUAUGCCAGUGGCUUACUUAGAACCCCUUCUUAAUGAAUUCAACGCUUUCUCUGUCUACACCACAAAGACCCCCAGAGAGAGAGCCAUCUUGGGCCUUCCCAAUGAGGUCCAGGAAUUAUGUCCAGACAUCCCAGAGCUGGAUGCUCUGCUGAAGGAGAUUGGGGACUUGGCAGAGUCAGGGGCUCGUUAUACUGAAAUGCCUCAUGUGAUUGAAAUCACUCUGCCCAUGCUGUGUAACUACCUGCCUCGCUGGUGGGAGAGAGGACUUGAAAACUUCCCUGAGAUGGAGGGCCGGCUUUGCACUGAGGUCACAUCAGAACACCUUAAUCAGCUGCUGGGCAGCAUCAUGAAAAUUGUAGUUAAUAACUUGGGUAUUGAUGAGGCCUCCUGGAUGAAGAGGUUGGCUGUGUUUUCACAGCCCAUUGUCAGCAGGGCAAAGCCAGAAAUGCUCAAGUCCCACUUCAUCCCAACAAUGGAGAAGCUGAAGAAACGCACCUCCAAGGUGGUGGCUGAAGAGGACCAUUUGCGGAUGGAGGGGAAAUCAGAGGGAGAUGAAGAAGACGGCACUAUACGUGAUGAGUUUGCUGUCCUCUGCAGAGACUUGUAUGCCCUCUACCCUCUGCUUAUUCGCUAUGUGGACAACAACAGGGCAAGGUGGCUGACAUGCCCAGACCCAGAUGCGGAAGAGCUCUUUCGAAUGGUCGGAGAAGUCUUUAUUUUCUGGUCCAAAUCUCAUAACUUCAAGCGAGAGGAACAGAACUUUGUGGUGAUGAAUGAGAUCAAUAACAUGUCAUUCCUCACCGCUGACAGCAAGAGCAAAAUGAGCAAGGGCGGGGACUCAGAGGGUGGAGGCUCGGAUGCCGAACGCACCAAGAAGAAGAGACGGGGAGAUCGUUACUCUGUGCAGACUUCACUUAUUGUGGCUGCCUUGAAAAAGAUGCUCCCCAUAGGCCUCAACAUGUGCUCUCCCGCCGAUCAGGAGCUUAUCAACCUGGCCAAGAUCCGAUACUCUUUGAGAGACACUGAUGAAGAAGUAAGAGAGUUCCUGCAGAACAACCUUCAUCUUCAGGGGAAGGUGGACAACCCGUCCAUGCGCUGGCAGAUGGCCCUGUACAAGGAGAUGGCAGGGAAGGCUGAAGAUGCCGACGCUCCUGUGAAAGUUGUCAAGAGAGUCCAGGAGGUUUCUGCUGUCCUCUACCACCUUGAAGUGACGGAGCACCCGUUUAAAUCCAAGAAGAUGGUGUGGCACAAACUGUUGUCCAAGCAGAGACGCAGGGCUGUGGUCGCUUGCUUUAGGAUGACACCACUAUACAACAUUCCAAGGCACAGAGCUUCAAAUAUGUUCCUUGAGGGAUACAAACGCAACUGGCUUCACUCUGAGGGUUACUCAUUUGAAGACAGGAUGAUAGAUGACUUAUCUAAAGCAAUGGAGCAAGAGGAAGGAGAUGAGGAGGAGGAGAGAGAAACAAAGCCAGAUCCCCUCCACCAGCUUAUUUUACAUUUCAGUCGCACCGCUCUAACAGAAAAGAGUAAACUUGAUACAGAUCAUCUCUAUAUGGCUUAUGCAGAUAUUAUGGCAAAGAGUUGCCAUAUUGGUGAGGAAGAAGAAGGAGGAGAGGAAAUGGGGGAAAAUGCUGAGGAUGAGAUGUCCUUUGAGGAAAAAGAAAUGGAGAAACAAAGGCUCCUGUACCAGCAGUCCAGACUUCAUAAUCGUGGUGCUGCAGAGAUGGUCCUGCAAAUGAUCAGUGCCUGCAAAGGUGAGACUGGCCCAAUGGUGUCUACAACCCUCAAGCUGGGUAUCUCUAUCCUUAAUGGUGGAAACUGUGAGGUUCAACAGAAAAUGCUGGAGUACCUGAAGGACAAGAAGGAUGUGGGCUUCUUUUUGAGUGUCCAAGCAUUGAUGCAGACAUGCUGUGUCCUGGAUCUAAAUGCCUUUGAGAGGCAGAACAAGGCUGAGGGUCUGGGCAUGGUUUCAGAGGAGGGCACCAAUGAGAAAGUGAUGUCAGAUGAUGAGUUCACCUGUGACCUCUUCCGUUUCUUGCAGCUGCUUUGUGAGGGUCACAAUAACGAUUUUCAGAACUACUUGCGGACGCAGACAGGCAGCACAACUACCAUCAACGUCAUCAUCUGUACUGUAGAUUACCUCCUCCGACUCCAGGAGUCUAUCAGUGAUUUCUACUGGUAUUACUCUGGGAAGGAUGUCAUCGAUGAACCAGGCAAAAAGAAUUUCUCCAAAGCUAUGACAGUGGCAAAACAGAUUUUCAACAGUCUAACUGAAUAUAUUCAGGGCCCAUGCACUGGCAACCAGCAGUCCUUGGCCCACAGCAGGCUGUGGGAUGCUAUUGUGGGGUUCCUUCAUGUCUUUGCCCACAUGAUGAUGAAGCUGGCACAGGACUCCAGCCAGAUUGGUUUGCUGAAGGAGCUUCUUGACCUACAGAAAGACAUGGUUGUUAUGUUGCUCUCACUGUUAGAGGGAAACGUGGUAAAUGGUACAAUUGCCCGCCAGAUGGUUGACAUGUUGGUAGAGUCCUCCAGCAACGUGGAGAUGAUCCUCAAGUUCUUUGACAUGUUCCUCAAACUGAAAGACAUCGUGGCUUCGGAUGCUUUCCGUGAUUAUGUCACGGACCCGCGAGGACUGAUCUCCAAGAAGGACUUCCAGAAGGCCAUGGACAGUCAGAAACAGUACUCCCCUUCUGAGAUCCAGUUUCUUUUGUCCUGCUCAGAGGCAGAUGAGAAUGACAUGAUCAACUAUGAGGAGUUUGCCAGUCGCUUCCAGGAACCUGCCAAGGACAUCGGCUUCAACAUCGCAGUGCUGCUCACCAACCUGUCUGAGCAUGUCCCCCAUGACACCAGGCUACAGAACUUCCUGGAGCAAGCAGAAAGUGUGUUGAACUACUUCCGCCCCUUCCUGGGCCGUAUUGAAAUAAUGGGCGCCAGCAGAAAGAUUGAGCGCAUCUACUUUGAAAUCAGUGAAGUAAACCGCAGACAGUGGGAGAUGCCCCAGGUCAGAGAGUCCAAACGACAGUUCAUCUUUGAUGUUGUUAAUGAGGGCGGUGAAUCAGAGAAGAUGGAAAUGUUUGUCAACUUCUGUGAGGACACCAUCUUUGAGAUGAAUAUAGCCUCACAAAUUUCAGAGCAGGAGGAAGAGGAAAAGGGAGAGGAAGAUGACGAAGGAGAUGAAGUUGGAGGUGAGGCGGGAGCAGGAGGGGGAGCAAGUGGAGGAGGUGAUGAGGAAAGUAACGGAGAGGAAGGGCAGCCCGAAUCAAGCUCUGCCUUUGCAGACUUUAUAAACAGCAUGUUAAGCUUCUUCAGCAUAUUCACCUUCCGUAACCUUCGCAGACAAUAUCGCAGAGUGAGAAAGAUGACCUUCAAGGAAAUUGUAGUGGCUUUGUCUACUUUUUUCUGGACCAUCCUAAUGGGUAUACUACACUUCAUUUACAAUGUGUGCAAAGGCUUCUUUAUGAUCAUCUGGCAAACACUGUUUGGAGGUGGCUUAGUGGAGGGAGCUAAAAAUAUCACAGUGACUGAGAUUUUAGCGAGCAUGCCAGAUCCCACACAAGAUGAUGUGCAUGGAGAUGGACCAGGGGAGCAAGGCACAGGGGAAGAGCAAGACACUGGAGGAGUAACAGACACCGGAGAGACUGGGAGUGGGGAGGAGGAAGAGGAAGAUACCCAGGAAAAAGAGGGUGGGAGGAUACCGGGUGUUGAUGCUCCAGGUGGACUUGGAGACAUGGGUGUAGAGGCCCCUGUUGAACCCCCAACUCCUGAAGGAACUCCCAUAACAAAGAGAAAAGUGAAAGCAGAGAAAGAAUCCCAAAGCAAAGAGGAAGAACGGCCAGAAGAACCAAAGAAAUCUGCGGCAAAAAAAGAAAAGAAGCUGAAAAGGGAAGGAGGUUUUCAAAUCUGGACUGAGCUGGAAACCCAAAGAAAUAAAUUUAUGAACUACCUCUCCAGAAACUUCUACAACCUGCGUUUUUUGGCUCUUUUCCUUGCAUUUGCCCUGAACUUCAUUCUGCUGUUCUACAGGGUGUCUGACACCCCGCCUGAGGGUGAGGAGAUGGAAGGGUCCGGACUAUCUGAGGGAAGCGGGAUGUUCGAGGGCUCUGGGUUGUUUGAAGGUUCAGGGGAAGAAGCUGAGGGAUCUGGGAUGAGUGAAGGGGAUGAGGAUGAAGAAGAUGUGCCAGUUUAUUUCUAUUUAGAGGAGAGCACGGGCUACAUGCAGCCCACAUUGUCCUUCCUUGCCAUCCUGCACACAGUCAUCUCAUUCAUCUGCAUCAUCGGAUACAACUGCCUCAAGAUUCCACUGGUGAUCUUUAAAAGGGAGAAAGAACUUGCAAGAAAGCUGGAGUUUGACGGCCUCUACAUCACUGAGCAGCCUGAGGAUGAUGACAUCAAGGGCCAGUGGGACCGACUGGUCCUCAACACACCCUCGUUCCCAAACAACUAUUGGGAUAAAUUUGUCAAAAGAAAGGUCCUGGAUAAGUAUGGAGACAUUUAUGGCAGAGAAAGAAUCGCUGAACUCCUGGGAGUUGAUUUAGCCUCCCUGGAUGUGAGUCAGCAACAUGAGAGGAAACAGGAAGAACCAGACAAUUUUGCAUGGGCGACCUCCAUUGACAUCAAGUACCAGAUCUGGAAAUUUGGUGUUGUGUUCACAGACGGUACUUUCCUUUAUCUCUGUUGGUACCUGAUAAUGUCUCUGCUUGGACAUUACAACAACUUCUUCUUCGCCUGCCACUUGCUGGAUAUUGCCAUGGGUGUCAAGACUCUGCGCACUAUCCUGUCCUCAGUCACACACAAUGGCAAACAGCUCAUGAUGACAGUGGGCUUGCUGGCUGUGGUGGUGUACCUUUACACUGUGGUCGCCUUCAAUUUCUUCCGCAAGUUUUACAACAAGAGUGAGGAUGAAGAUGAACCAGAUAUGAAAUGUGAUGACAUGAUGACUUGUUACCUGUUCCACAUGUAUGUGGGUGUGCGUGCUGGUGGAGGCAUUGGAGAUGAGAUUGAGGAUCCUGCUGGAGAUGAAUACGAGCUUUAUCGAGUGGUCUUUGAUAUCACUUUCUUCUUCUUCGUCAUUGUCAUUCUGCUGGCUAUUAUUCAGGGUCUGAUCAUUGAUGCCUUUGGAGAACUCAGAGACCAACAGGAGCAGGUCAAGGAAGACAUGGAGACAAAAUGCUUCAUAUGUGGCAUUGGAAGUGACUACUUUGACACAACGCCACAUGGCUUUGAGACCCACACUUUCGAUGAACACAACCUCGCCAAUUACAUGUUCUUCUUAAUGUACCUUAUCAACAAAGAUGAGACAGAGCACACUGGGCAGGAGUCGUACGUAUGGAAGAUGUACCAGGAGCGUUGCUGGGACUUCUUCCCUGCUGGAGACUGUUUCAGAAAACAAUAUGAGGAUCAACUUUCCUAG